This is a messenger RNA of Leishmania major strain Friedlin, 2412 nucleotides long. RefSeq names its product putative protein transport protein Sec23. The record is from RefSeq and is a predicted model, not a curated record. The transcript has a single exon. NCBI's taxonomy places the organism in Eukaryota, Euglenozoa, Kinetoplastea, Trypanosomatida, Trypanosomatidae. Gene Ontology annotation, biological process: intracellular protein transport; endoplasmic reticulum to Golgi vesicle-mediated transport; COPII-coated vesicle cargo loading. The coding region runs from base 1 to 2412 and encodes 803 amino acids. Gene Ontology annotation, molecular function: zinc ion binding; GTPase activator activity. Gene Ontology annotation, cellular component: endoplasmic reticulum exit site; COPII vesicle coat.
AUGGUGAUUCCAAUGAGUUGCAUGUACACGCCGCUGCACCCCAUUGAGCCCAGUCACCUCGUUCUGGGCGCAACCAUGGAGGAGCUGUGCUGUGCAAACUGCGGCGCCUUUUGCAGCCUGCACAGCCAGCGCGAGAUGGGCAAGUACUGGGUGUGCCUAUCCUGCAAGCGCCGCAACUCUUUCCAGAACAACACCGCCAUCACGGAGCAGCACCCGGCGCUGGUGUACGAGACGGUCGAGUUUGUGCUCGCGAACCCGCCGACGCCGGUGGUAGCGCCACCUCAGCCGCAGCCAGCGCCUGCCUUCAUCUUUGUCGUCGACACGUGCAUCCCUUCCGGUGAGAUGGCGUCGUUGCGCACGAGCCUGCUGGAGUCCCUGCAGUAUCUGCCGCGCAACGCCCUCGUAGGCCUCAUCUCCUUCGGCGCCACCGUCUCUGUGUGGGAGCUGGGCGCCAGCUCUGGCGUGGCUAUCCGCAAGUGCUACCUUCUGCGCGGCAACACGGCGAACCCGCCCGAUUCGCUGCAGAGCAUGUUUCAGGUCUCGGAAAAUCAUCCCGUGCGGGGGCGGCUGCUGGCGCCGCUGUGCGAUGUGGAGGGGGUGCUCACCUCGUUGAUCGAGGAGCUCGAGGAGGACGGCGCCGCCGUGCCGUCAUCAAAGCGGCCGCUGCGGGCCACGUCGACGGCGUUGGAGGCGACCACGUACCUGAUGGAGGCCCUCGCCCCACCGCAGAUGACAGCGCAGCAGCAGUACGUACUGUACGGGAAGCACGUAAAAACCGCUACAGCGCCCGGGGGCAAUGUAAAGAUGGGUAAGAUUCUCCUCUUCACCGGCGGCCCGUGCACGCGCGGCCCCGGCGCCGUGGUCAGCACUGACAAGGCAGACAUGAUGCGCUUCCAUCGCGACAUCAUCGAGGGCGACACACCCUACUACGAGGCAGCCUUUAACUUCUACAACGCGCUCGCGCCGCGGCUGAUAGCCGCGAACACGUGCCUCGACGUCUUCGCUCAGUCCCUUGACCAGGUUGGUGUUAUGGAGAUGCGCCGCUGCAUCGACAACACCGGUGGCACGCUCAUCAUCGAAGAUGAGACGACGGACAUCAUGUUUCUGGAGUCGCUGAAGCGUUACUGGCAGCGCUGUGAUUUGCGGGCCGGAACCGAGCGCGCAUCGGCGGCAGCGCCGCAAGGCAUGUCCUCUUCGGGUGUCGACGGCAGCUACAGUAGCGAGGACCACAGAGCUCACUGCGGAUUCGCUGUGCGCAUGGAGGUGAACACGUCCGUCGGCACGCUGCUGCGCGGUGCGCUUGGUCCGUGCAACGUGGACGUGGAGGCGAACAAGCGCGGGCCUACGCGGCUCACCUCACCGCUGGAAGUGGGCGCUGGUGGCACGACGCGCUGGUGCGUCAGCUACCUCGACAAGGGAAUGACGCUUUCAUUUCUGUUUGACACAGCCACCGCCAGCAACCAGCAGAGUGGCGCAGCGAGCGCGUAUGAGAAGCGCUUCAUCCAGUUCGUCACGCGCUACACCACGCCGCGCGGCGAGCAGCGGGUGCGCGUAACGAGCGUCGUGCAGCCCGUCGCCCCGCCGACAGCGCCGCCGGACUACUACACGACGGCUGCCGCCUUUGAUCAGACGUGUGCGGCGACGAUCGUGGCGCGCAUGGCGGUGAGCAUACUCGAGAAGCAUCCGGGCACGUGGGAUGCCGCAAAGCGAUGGCUGGAUACGCUGCUCGUACGCUUCGUGCGGCGCUACUCCACCUUCACCCCUGGCCAGCCGAACACGCUGCGCCUCGGCCCGUGCCUCUCCCUCUUCCCAUCCUUCAUGUACAACCUGCGCCGCUCCGAGUACUUCAUGGUGCUCAACAUCUCGCCUGAUGAGACGACGUUCAAACGCCACUGGCUGCUGCGCGAGUCCGUCGACAAUUGCGUGCUCAUGAUCCAGCCCACGCUGGACUCGUACGACUUGGCGAACCCGUUCGCGACGCCCAUGCAGCUCGACAGCAGCAGCCUGCGGCACGACAACAUUGUGCUGAUGGAUGCCUACUUUAACGUCCAUAUCAUGUGGGGCAGCAUCAUCUACCAAUGGAUCGAGGCAGCCUACCAUGAGAACCCCGAGUACGCCAACUUUGCCGAGCUGCUGGAGGCGGCAGAGCGUGAUGCGCAGGGGAUCUUGUCGAACCGCUACCCAUACCCGCGCUUCUCGCGCACGGAUGCCGACGGCUCCGAGGCGCGCCACGUGAAGACGCGCGUGAACCCGGCCACCAACUACCACAACUCGGACAUGCAGUACGGCGCUGGCCCCAACGGAGCGGUGGAACAGGCCGACGUCAUUUACACAGAUGACGCGUCCAUCAUGACGUUCAUGAACUCGCUCAAGAAGGCAGUAGUGACCUCCGACGGCAAGGAGGAAGCGUAG